AUGCGCACUGGUAGUGCGCAUGCGUUAGACGGCAGUGUGACGUCACGAAACAUCAAUACAGUGAAAAUCAACCGUGGAUCUUGUGUGCGAGUGUUGUGGCCGUUUUUGAACAAAUUUCACACAGAAAAUGUGAGUAUUGAUAAGAGUUUGUCUGCGGGGGACUCGCUCGGGGCUCCGGCNGGGGCUCCGGCGGCCGGGGGCGGCGACGACGGCAUCGUCGGGGGGCCGAGGACGCCGCAACAAGUCGCCGCCCAAAGACGCCUCCAGCAGACGCAAGCCCAAGUUGACGAAGUCGUCGAUAUUAUGAAAACCAACGUCGAAAAGGUCCUCGAAAGGGACCAGAAAUUGUCCGAAUUGGACGAUCGGGCCGAUGCGUUGCAACAAGGGGCGUCUCAGUUUGAGCAGCAGGCCGGUAAACUCAAACGAAAAUUUUGGCUGCAAAAUCUCAAGAUGAUGAUAAUCAUGGGAAUUAUCGGUUUGGUCAUAUUAAUUAUUAUCAUCAUGAAAUUCAUGCCGGACAAGGAGGCCAGGCUUUAA
Messenger RNA from Tribolium madens (black flour beetle), 537 nucleotides. Its product is annotated as vesicle-associated membrane protein 2-like. NCBI's taxonomy places the organism in Eukaryota, Metazoa, Arthropoda, Insecta, Coleoptera, Tenebrionidae. The transcript is spliced from 6 exons. Gene Ontology annotation, biological process: vesicle fusion; vesicle-mediated transport. The record is from RefSeq and is a predicted model, not a curated record. Gene Ontology annotation, molecular function: SNAP receptor activity; syntaxin binding. The coding region runs from base 1 to 537 and encodes 178 amino acids. Gene Ontology annotation, cellular component: SNARE complex; plasma membrane.